AUGAUGGAUUCUGGCAAGCUUGAGGUGAUGCGUAGAAGCGUUGGACCAUGGUUUGUCAAUAGAGAUUUUCAGUCUGUUUGAAAUUUUUAUGUAACAUUAAUUUGAAAAUUUAUUCGUGCUUGUUGUCUUCGAAUUCACAAAAAAAUUAGUCUUGAUAUGUCUGCAGGAUAUCGCAGUUUGAAGGAAACGACCGUGAUACAAAUUCUACCCAUGAGAGAUCUGAGGCAACUUCUCCUUCCAAUUACACUAGGAAUGCUCAGGUGUGACAAAAGUUCCCUGUUCCAGACAUGUCUUGUUGGUAAAGAGUAGUAGUUUUUCGAUGUUGCAAAUUUUAUUGUCUUUUUUUGCCUCAUUUUCUUAUUCAAGGGAGUGUUUGUCCAGAAGAAACCACAACUUCUCAAGAAAAAGAAAGUAAAUAAUAGCAGCUUGGAUAGAAAAUUUAGAUGUAAGUAAAAGUAGCUUUGAAAAAGAUGUUUUUCGUCUUGUCACGAGCAUGGGACAAAGAAAAAAUUCUGAGUCCCCUUGAGGAAUUGGGCCUCAGACCUUUGGAUUCCUUCACGCUCCGAUGCUCUACCACUGAGCCACAGCAACUUUACGGUGAGCAAGGUCUAUUACAAAGUUCAUAUGACAUGCGUCCCGCGCACUGCUACAAUCAACGAUGUCAAUAGUGUCAUGUUUGUUAAUAAAAUAAGAGAGAUGGUAAAUUUUGAGCUCGAUAAUGAACUAGAGAAAGAUAUUUUUCGUCUUUUCAUAAGCGUGAGACAAAGAAAAAAUUCUAAGUACCUUGCUUACAGUAGAGUCUUUGUGGCUUAGUGGUAGAGCAUCAAUUUCAUCAGGUUCAAUUCCUCAUGCUUGGUUGCUGUGCUUGGUUGCCAAGCCUUUGAACAGGAGUAAGACUGAAGUUGACCUUGUUAGGAUACAAAAGUUGCUGCUUUUCAAAUGCAAGUUACUUUGUGUGGUCUCUAUCUCAAUAUGGUCACCUUCAGCCUCACUCCAUGUCAUAGGCUUGGCAACUAAGUACACAACUGCAAAAUGGCCUAUUGUCAUCAUACAUGACUGGAUGCAAGGAGUAACCUACAUAAAUCAAAGUGAUGUAGCUACAUUAUAAAAUCAUUUCAUACCUCUUUAUUGAAGAUACAUGAAAAUGGUGGAAUGAGGCAGAGCCUUUGUAUGAAAUCCCUUCAUUGUGGAAUUUCAAAUUACAAUUUAACUCUUCCUUUCCCCCCUUUGUAUUAUUUCCAUAUUUAGGUGCAGCAUGCAUGAUUUCAUAAAUUAGACAAUCACAUCAAAAAAUUCCAAACUUGACAUCGAAAAUUGAUGUGGGCAUGUUUUAGCCCUUUUUUGUUUGUGUUAUGGAGUUAUUUUUACUUUUCUUAGCUUUUGUUUUCACAAAUUGUUUACCCCUUUGUUUGGAAUUGAAAGAAGCUUUGAAGUUUAUAUUUGAACCAAAUGUUUUGCUUCAUUUAACAAGUUUAAUACAAGUCUCAUUUUCAAUGAAUGGGUUUUUUUUAUAGCUUUAUUGGUGGGAGGGUGGGGUUGCCUCAUGCCAGAAAACAGUCCAGUAAUAAAUGGCAGCUAUCAUUCCUGAAAUCAUGUUUCGGGACCAAGUACUUUUAUGAAUAACAAAUAUGUCAACUUUUCUGUGGCAAAGGAAAUGUGCCCAUCAGAUUUGUACAUGUCUAUGUAUGAGAGUUCAUUAUCUCAUCGCCAUUUACCUUUCAUGACUGCUUCUAGUCAGCAGUGACCUUUCCUUUAUGCUGAAAUAACUUGGUAGAGUACAUGUACUUAAGCAUGUGCUUUCUUUGUUUUAGAUGAUAUAAAGAAAGAUGAAAAAAUUCAGGGGGAUCCUUUUAAGAGUAUCUUUGUUGCAAGACUGGUAUGUGACCAAUAUGUGUUUGUUUAUCAUGAUUGUGACAAUAAACGAAUGUUUGAUUGUUUGCCUCAUGAUUUAGGGUCAUUAUCAAGGCCCAUUAGUUGAAAUUUUAUUGGGAGUACUGGAUUUUAAAAAUUUGAUAAGGGAAAUGGGUCAAACCUGUUAGCUGUGCAUCACUGUUGAACAUGAAGGAGGAUAACUGCACUGUUACAACAGAAGCGUGGUUGUUGUUAGCUUUGGCCAGUGCAGUUUGACAAUUAAUGUUCAAAGUCAACCAAGACAUUAACAAGCGUUAAGCAUACUGUGUUGUCCUCAGCUACAGGAAUGAGGACCACCAAAUCACUGGGUUCCAUUUGGUUCCAUUUGGAAAAUCUCAAAUGUUGUUGUGAAUUCAAGUUAUUGAUAGAUCAAACAGCGUUAACUCAGGGCUAACAGUUUAUGACCAGUGACAUCUGGAGAGAGAGUGCAGGGGUCCAAUUUCCCCCCUCUUCCCUUUCCCAUCAGACCUUUAGAAGUAGCUUCUCAAAUGGCUAAUUUUUGUGUAAUGCCAUGUGAGGUUUAUACUAAGUGAAGGCGAGGGGACAAGCAUGGGUUGGGUUAGAAGUAAUUUGCAGCAAAAAAAUUCUGUGGUUUUUGAAUCAAAAUUUAAACCUCCCUCCUUCAUUAAAAUUCCAAGAUUUGUCCCUGAUCACUUACUGGGUAGUGUGGUACAAAUUUACACAUUUACUUAGUUAGCAAGGUUUGUAGUCCAUGUUGCAUUAUUAUUACAAUAUUAUUAUAUUCUUUGUUUUCUUGAGAUUUUUUCUAUCUUCAUCACAGGACUAUAACACAACAGAGGAGAAAUUAUUUGAGAUUUUUGGCAGGUAUGAAUGUUCACCCUUCUAUAAUAAUUUUUCCAGUGGUGUGCGGCAGGAAUAGUGUUCAGGUUAUUGUCAUUUUCACAUCUAAGAGACCUUCAAAGUGAAAAGUCAGUGGAAAUGUAUUUCUGUCUAUUGAAGCAAUAUUUGGUUACAUUAAAUAGAUUUUUCCGUUCCCACAGAUUAAAGAUAAUAUUUGUACAUGUAUUCCUUUAUGAAUUCUAGUGAACUGUUUUCAAAGUUCUGCAUAACCAGAUCCUUUUUGUCGUAAAAACAUGAGAAUCUAUUACCAGUUACUCUCAGUUUUAAAGAUUACAUGGCAAAAAAUGACAGUGAUGUAAUGAACGUGUAAUACUAUGUUAGGGAAUAAUAUGAAUAGAAGAAUUGCCUUAUUGUCAAAUUGUCAAAUUUAAAGAGAUAAUUUUGCUUGGAUUAUGCAAUUUCUUUCAACCAUCUCCUCCCUAACUUCUUCUAAUUCAAAAAUAAUUGUUAGGUGAAGUUGCGUUUUUUUUUCUUUUUCUGUCAUUAUUCAGAUAUGGAUCCAUAAAAAGGCUUCGGCUCGUGAAGGAUGUAGAAACUGGAGAAUCGAAGGGCUAUACUUUUGUGGAGGUACAGUCCUUGCCGUGCAGUUCUUGAAAUUUAAGCUCCGAAAAUUUGGACUUAAAUCCAGAAAUAUUCCAGAGUUGAUAUUUUUCAUUCUUCUCAUCAGUUUUUGCUUGACAAUGUAUAGACAUUGUAGGAAGAAAUUAUCAGCUGUCUUUGAUGAGUUAUAGGAGUGAAAGGGUUAAUCCAACACAAGGUCUUUGUCUCUAAGUUUUCAGAUGAAAGCGAAGCAAAGAGAGCCUUGAGAGAGACCAAAGAUAAACCACUUGUGAUUGAUGGAAGAAAGGUGAAGAAAAAAGUAGACUAGAAAAACUCGAAACUUUCUACAACGGGAUUGUAUUAUCAACGGGGAGCACAAAUGCUGUUUCUUCUUUACGUCGCUGUUUCUGUACAUCUGCGUCGCUGUCUACCAAUCUAACCUCUGAAAAAGUUAAUGGCAACCGUUAUCAUUUACGACUCUAUCCUGACUCCGUGAAGUGCACUCAAGUUUCACAGAAAGUUACAUCUUAGUGUACCCUAGCCUUGCAUCCACAAAACAUUUUCUUGAUUGUUUUUCGCUCAUCAUGUUCGUUCGUCAUGUUUUGGAGUCGCAAAAUUUUGAGAGUGAUAUAUAAAACUGAGGUACAAGCAUUAGCCAAAGUUAUGGAUUAGAAGACGAGAAUUGAGCGCCAAAGAAAUACUCACACUUUGGAACAGCUUUAAAAUUCUCAUUCUGUUGGUCGGUUGGUAAGGUGGUCUUCCUUCUGUAAUUCAUGAUCAGUAAGUCAGUGAGAAGGACAAAGCUCUUUGGACAGUGAAGGACUGAAGCAUAACGAUAAAAUCUCAUGAGAUGCCGUUUAAAUCCUACCAAACAUCGAAUUAAACCACUAAUACGGGAAGAUAGACCACAAAAAAGUAAAGAAAAGAAACGCUCAUUUUUGUUUGUUUUUUUUCAGAUUCUGGUUGAUCGUGUUCGGGCGGGUGUGAUAGAAUCCUGGCUACCACGUAGAUUAGGCGGGGGUCUGGGUCAAAGGCAGAAAGGAACGCAGAGAUUUGCUUGGAAGGUAACACCUUCAUAGUCGUCCAAUUCUAUUCUGUUAUAUUGAAGUGACAAACGAAUUGUUAUCAAUGUGAUGCUGUGACCACCUUCCUGUUUUUUCAGAUAAUGCACGUGCACAUGUUGCAAAGGAGUAUGUUUCUCAGCCAACGUUUGCAAAAUAACAGUCACAACUUCAUUAAUUUUUAACAUAAUUCCAAGCUUGUUUUUCCUUCUAACAGCUCGCUUACUUUGGUGAUCCUUCUCGAAUUGAUCAUGAUGAAAUUUACAGGAGGCAACAGUUAUGGAUGGAACACAACAGGUUGGCUGAUUUUUACUUACCACAGUAGGCUUAUUCCGAUUCAAGUUUGAUGAAACAUGAAUGUGACGCGUGCUUCAUAUGAAAGGACUACAUUAUGAUGUAAUUUUUGACUCAGCUUCAUUGACAUUUUCCUUUUUUAGCAAUUCUCAAUAUUGUCUCAAAACUAAUCCAUUAUUGCAUCGUAAUUUGGUAUUAUGAACUGAGUUGAUAACGUA
Pocillopora meandrina is the source of this 4885-nucleotide messenger RNA. The record is from the annotation of a GenBank genome assembly. NCBI's taxonomy places the organism in Eukaryota, Metazoa, Cnidaria, Anthozoa, Scleractinia, Pocilloporidae.